GACUGUAGGGCGAAGGGCCACCGUCCUGUGUCGGACGGCCCCGGCUGACCCACGUGUGCAGGCUCGGGUGUGUGCCGCUGGGAGCAGCACCUUUCCAGCCUUCCCGGCAGACUUUGCCCUGUGCCACCUGUUCAGGUUCCUUCUCAUUACCACUUCCGCUCAGCCAGGUGGCCUGUGCCCUCCCCUCGGGAGCCGCGUCCUGCCCAGCCCUGGGCCCAGGUCUGCUCUCCUCAGCUUCGCCUGCCCCCUCCCCCAGGCCUGGGUCAGCCUUGGGGUGGCAGGGGUUCCGGGGCGCCAGGGCCAUGAGCGCUAACGGCACCUGCGCCCGCCCGCACCUGACCUGGGUGGAGAACGUGGACAAGACGUACACGGGCGCGCUGCUGGUGCUGGGGCUGCUGCUCAACGGCCUGGCGCUCUGGGUGCUCUGCUGCCGGAUGCGGCCCUGGACGGAGACCCGCGUCUACAUGGUCAACCUGGCGGCGGCCGACCUGUGCCUGCUGUGCGCCCUGCCCUUCUUCCUGCACUCCCUCAAGGACACCACGGACACGGUGUCCUGCCAGCUGUCCCAGGGCAUCUACCUGGCCAACAGGUACCUGAGCAUCGGCCUCAUCACCGCCAUCGCCGUGGACCGCUACGUGGCCGUGCGGCACCCGCUGUGCGCCCGAGGGCUCCGCUCCCCGCGCCAGGCCGUGGCCGUGUGCGCGGCGCUCUGGGUGCUGGUGGGCAGCUCGCUGGUGCUUCGCUGGGCCCUGGGGGUGCAGGAGGGCGGCUUCUGCUUCCGGAACCCCUCCCGGCAGAGCGCCGGCACCACGCUCUUCUCGCUGCUGGGCUUCUACCCGCCGCUGGCCGUGCUGGGCUUCUGCUCGCUGCAGGUGGUCGCCGCGCUGGCCCAGCGCCCGGCCUCCGGGCCGCACCAGGCGCAAGCCACCCGGAGGGCCACCCGCAUGGUCUGGGCGAACCUGGCCGUGUUCGUGCUCUGCUUCCUGCCCUUCCACGUGGUGCUGACCGUCUACGCGGCCGCCGGCCGGCCCACCCCCGCCCUCUGCUACGCCCUGUACGUCACGGGCAAGCUCUCGGAUGCCAACUGCUGUCUGGACGCCAUCGGCUACUACUUCAUGGCCAAGGAGUUCCAGGAGGCUACUUUGUUGGCCUCGGUGCCCGUUGCCAAGGCCCACAGGACCCAGGACUCUCUCAGCGUCACCCUCGCCUAGGAGACGGGCACGUCCCCGCCUGCUGGAGGACCCCGGGACUCGCUGUGGCUGCUGGGCACACUCCGGGGGCGGGGCGGAGAUGACCCGGGUCGUGUGACCCCGCCCCCCGGGAUGCCGGAGGGUCGGGACCAGGGCCCGGGGGGCACUGAGGUGUGAGUGAGUCAGUGAGUCGGCGACCCCGGGUCACUGGGCUGUGCCCCCGCGCGCUGUGAGGCCCGGCGGCCAGCCCUCCGCUGCGCCUGGAAUAAAGCUGUG
Messenger RNA from Nyctereutes procyonoides (raccoon dog), 1466 nucleotides. RefSeq names its product G protein-coupled receptor 35 (gene GPR35). The coding region runs from base 303 to 1211 and encodes 302 amino acids. The transcript is spliced from 2 exons. Gene Ontology annotation, biological process: phospholipase C-activating G protein-coupled receptor signaling pathway; positive regulation of Rho protein signal transduction. The record is from RefSeq and is a predicted model, not a curated record. NCBI's taxonomy places the organism in Eukaryota, Metazoa, Chordata, Mammalia, Carnivora, Canidae. Gene Ontology annotation, cellular component: membrane. Gene Ontology annotation, molecular function: G protein-coupled receptor activity.